AUGGUUGAUCAGAAAAAAGCGACGAAGACUGCUCAGGGUUUCCUCACCGACUUUAUGAUGGGCGGUGUGUCUGCCGCCAUCUCCAAGACGGCUGCCGCCCCCAUUGAGCGUAUCAAGCUCCUCAUCCAGAACCAGGAUGAGAUGAUCAAGCAGGGUCGUCUUGCCAGCCCUUACAAGGGUAUCGGUGACGCCUUUAUGCGCACCUACAAGACUGAGGGUCUCGCCUCGUUCUGGCGUGGUAACGCGGCCAAUGUGAUCCGUUACUUCCCUACCCAGGCGCUCAACUUUGCGUUCAAGGACUACUUCAAGUCUAUGUUCAAGAUUUCCAAAGACGCUGCUUACGUCAAGAAGCUCGGUGCCAACCUUGCCUCUGGUGGUGCCGCCGGUGCCUCUUCGCUUGUUUUCGUGUACUCGCUCGACUAUGCCCGUACCCGUCUCGCCAACGACGCCAAGUCUGCCGCCAAGGGUGGUGCGCGCCAGUUCAACGGUCUCAUUGACGUCUACCGCAAGACGCUUGCCACGGACGGUAUUGCCGGUCUUUACCGUGGUUUCAUCCCGUCGGUCGUUGGUAUCAUUGCUUACCGUGGUCUCUACUUUGGUCUCUACGACUCGCUCAAGCCCGUUCUCCUCCCCGGUGAGCUCUCAAACAACUUCCUUGCCUCGUUCAUUCUCGGUUGGUGCGUUACUACCGCUGCUGGUCUUGCUUCGUACCCGCUCGACACCAUUCGUCGUCGUAUGAUGAUGACUUCGGGUGGUAAGACGCACUACAAGAACAUGUUUGACGCUGCCCGUGUCAUUGUCGCAGGUGAGGGUAUUAGCUCGCUCUUCAAGGGUGCGGGUGCCAACAUUCUCCGUGGUAUUGCCGCUGCCGGUACGAUCUCUGGUUACGACAAGCUCCAACAGGUCAUGUUUGGCAAGGUCUACAAGGGUGGCUCUGGUUAA
Molecule: messenger RNA, 942 nt
Organism: Malassezia vespertilionis
Lineage: Eukaryota; Fungi; Basidiomycota; Malasseziomycetes; Malasseziales; Malasseziaceae
Exons: 1
Coding region: 1-942 (313 amino acids)
Biological process (GO): mitochondrial ATP transmembrane transport; mitochondrial ADP transmembrane transport
Cellular component (GO): mitochondrial inner membrane
Molecular function (GO): ATP:ADP antiporter activity
Source: RefSeq, a predicted model, not a curated record